This is a messenger RNA of Verruconis gallopava, 1421 nucleotides long. RefSeq lists its product as uncharacterized. The record is from RefSeq and is a predicted model, not a curated record. The coding region runs from base 339 to 1046 and encodes 235 amino acids. Lineage: Eukaryota; Fungi; Ascomycota; Dothideomycetes; Venturiales; Sympoventuriaceae. Gene Ontology annotation, biological process: response to salt stress; protein complex oligomerization; response to hydrogen peroxide. The transcript is spliced from 3 exons.
CGGCAAUUGCGGUAAAGAUACGCGAACGGAAGCACGUAUGAUGGUCGUUAGAUACUGGCAAAGAUCGUAUGAUCUGAAUGUUUACCACUUUUGAAGCACUGAGUAAUGCGGUCGCAGUUCGGACCUCACAUAGCGCUUUAAGCAGUAUAAAAUGGUGGAUCUGGAAGCGAAAGAAAAACCACUCCUUUACCAAGUCUUGAUCAAUUUAUAAAGUCAAAAAUCCGCUACUGAUAUAUUGCCCAUCAUCCUCAGCAAAGCUAUAAGCUAGAAACAAUGGCGUUGUCAUUCAGUAAGUCAAACAAACAAGAGCCGUACUCAAUCCGCUCUGAAUUCACCGCAUGUAUAUCAGCGGAAUUUCACCCCCAUUUUCACCAGAUCGUCCACCUAACCAUUUCGAUUCCGCAGACUACCCGUACCCGUACUACAUCUAUCCUCCAGAGCUGUACCACGUCACGUACCUGAACGAGACGUUCCCGGAGCACCACCUGCCGUUCUACGAUGCUCGCCACAAGCUGGCCAGCGGACUGCACAACUUCUGGAAGGACACCUGGCCACAGCCCAAGGCGGACGUGUACGAGACGCCAAAGCGUUACUACAUCGAUGUAGAGCUGCCGGGCGUCGAGUCCAAGGACCAGAUCAAGCUGCGGUGGACCAACUCGCGCACCUUAUACCUCGAAGCCGAGAAGAGGAGCAGGUCCUUCGACGACGCGACCGCGAACGAGCCGGCUAAGCCGGACGAGAAAAAGGAGCCGGCGGCCCAAGCAACCGACUCGACCACGCCCGUCAAGAUACAGGAGACCGGUGAAGGCUCGACGAGCACGACCAAGUCCAAGGAGCACAAGCCGAAGCACAACGUGCACGCCCUCGUGAGGGAGCGCGACCUCGGCAAGCUGAAAAGGGCCUUCUAUUUCUCCGUGGGCAUCGACCGCGAGAAGAUGACUGCCAAGCUCCACCACGGCAUGCUCGAGAUCACUUUGGACAAAAUGGACGAAGAUGCACCUGCCGAGCACCAUGAGGUUGCCAUUGAGCACGUUGGAGCGAAAUGAAAAGGAGGCUCAGCUCUGAGAAACGGAAGCGCGUCGUACGAGAGAGUGUAUAGCCUGCGAGGCUGUCUGAUUGUAGAUGUUCGUCCAUUUAUCCUUCUACACGCUCCUUAUUGAAUAGACUCGGCAAAUUAAUAGGGCUAGGCAGACGUGUAAGCAUGAACAUCUAUGGUUUCCUUCGCUAAGAUUCAUUUUAUACACAAAAGCACAGACACAAGGAAACUACUAACACAAAGCUGUCCGAUCUGCCACCCAGUGGGAAAAGGAAAUAGCCGCGUUCAUACCAACAAUACUGAUUGCUUUUGGUCGACCUGCUCGACAGUAAAAUAGGUUACGCCCUCCCCAUGCUUGAAUUGUUAAAGAGUCACAUACUACCCG